Molecule: messenger RNA, 2730 nt
Organism: Rana temporaria (common frog)
Lineage: Eukaryota; Metazoa; Chordata; Amphibia; Anura; Ranidae
Exons: 2
Coding region: 4-2157 (717 amino acids)
Source: RefSeq, a predicted model, not a curated record
GAAAUGCCAAUGCCGCCUGUCGCUGAUGUGUUAAAGGCUUUAGAAAUGGACUUCAUUGAAAGAAAUUAUGAAGAUAAGUACGUGUCUCAAGAUGAUGUUCGCUUCGUGCAGUUUCUCUCGGAAACUAUAAUGAAAAGGAAAGAUGGACACUACGAGAUGCCGUUACCCUUCAAAGACAACAGUCAACUGGCACUACCAAACAAUAAGAGGCUGGCCCUUAUUCGACUUCAUCAUCUAAAGAAAAGAUUAAAGGGAAAUAGACAGUACCAUGAACACUACACUGCAUUCAUGGAAGAAACAAUCAGAAAAGGUGAUGCAGAACCAGCCCCUUCAUUAUCAGAGGAAGAAACAGUGUGGUACAUCCCACAUCACGGGGUUUAUCACCCCAAGAAGCCAGACAAGUUAAGAGUUGUCUUUGAUUGUUCAGCAAAGUUCAAAGGCAUCUCCCUAAACGAUACCUUGCUGACAGGUCCCGACCUGAUAAACUCUCUAGUGGGAGUCCUCUGUCGCUUCAGGAAGGAAGCAGUUGCUGUGAUAUGCGACAUUGAAAAGAUGUUCCAUCAGUUCUAUAUCCCCUCAGAAAUGCGCAAUUACUUAAGGUUCCUUUGGUGGGAGAACGGUCAGUUGGAAACAGAACCGAAAGAAUACAGAAUGGCAGUUCACCUUUUCGGUGCCAGCUCCUCUCCAGGAUGUGCCAAUUUCGGCCUUAAGUAUCUUGCACGACAACACAAGUCAGAACAUCCCUCAGCAUCAGCCUUCAUCGAGAAGAACUUUUAUGUCGACGACGGCCUAACUAGCGUUCCAACAGUCAGCGAAGCUUCGAAUCUAAUCCUCGAAACUCAAAGAUUAUGUAAAAAUGCUGGCCUACGACUGCAUAAGUUCAACUCUAAUAAAAGGGACGUCCUGUCCUGUAUAGCUCCGUCAGAAAGAGCAACAACUAGUGUACCUGUCAAACUUAGCCCAGACUCAACAACAGAAGGACAAGUACUUGGCAUUCAGUGGUCAAUUGAAAACGACACCUUCAGUUUCAGUGCUGACAUAAAGGAUCAACCCUCAACUCGUCAUGGUAUCCUGUCAGUCGUAGCCUCUCUUUAUGACCCUCUGGGCUUCAUAGCCCCCUUCAUACUGAGUGGCAAGUGCAUUCUCCAAGAGCUUUGCCGCAGGGGCAUCAGUUGGGAUGAAGCACUUCCUGAGAGCUUAUGUCCACGGUGGGAGGCUUGGAAGAGUAGUCUGCAAGCUUUAAGGGAAAUCAAGAUACCCAGAUGUUACCAUCCCCCAGACUUUGGUAACAGAAUGAAAGUGGAACUACACCACUUUUCCGAUGCCAGCAACAUAGGAUAUGGUGCCUGUUCGUACCUUAGGUACAAAAAUGACAGAGAUCAAGUCCAUUGCAGCUUCGUAAUGGCCAAGGCAAGAGUUGCACCAACGAAGAUUGUGAGCAUCCCAAGGCUUGAACUCUCAGCUGCCGUCACUGCAGCAAGGUUGAGUGUCAUGUUGAAGGCAGAACUUGAAAUAGAAAUUGACAAAGAAUUCUUCUGGACAGACUCCCAAGUAGUCUUAGCCUAUAUCAAUAAUGAAGCGAGAAGGUUUCACGUGUUUGUAGCCAAUCGUGUUCAACUCAUAAGAGAGAUCACAGAUCCAACCCAGUGGCAUUAUGUGGAUACGACCCAAAACCCAGCCGACCAUGCAUCCAGGGGUCUACAUGUAGCGGAUAUAUCCACCUCAAGUUGGUUAUCUGGGCCUAGUUUCCUUUGGAGAUCUGAAGUGCACGCAUCUUCAAGCUCUUCAGCAGAACUAAUUGUAGACGAUCCUAAAGUCAAACCCAUUACAACCCUUGCAUCACAAGCCAAUGAACAAUUCUGGAGUCGGUGGAAAAGAGAAUACCUCAUGAGUGUUUCCACAAGACAGAAAUGGCACACACCUCGACGUAACCUCAAAGUAAAUGACAUUGUCAUAAUCAAAGAUGAUAUGUCUCCCAGAUGCCAGUGGCAACUAGGACGUGUAAUUGAAACUACAAUAGAAAAGGAUGAUCUAGUUCGUCGAGUCCAGGUGUUAGUAGGUGACAGAAGAUUGCAAGAUAAGAAGGACUAUGUAUCAAAACCUUCAAUUAUUGAACGUCCUAUUCAAAAGCUAGUAGUUCUCAUAGAAAGCAAAUAAGUUCAGUUUUAGUGAUACACUAGCAUACCACCACACAAGACAGUAGCCAGUCACAGAGGUACCUAUAAGCUAAAUUGUGUAUGAUGUACCAUGUUUUAUAGCAGCCAAGGUUAUGUUCUGUAAAUUAUGUAUGACUUUUAGGUUAUGUUCAUCAUAACAUAAUUUGGUGGGAGUGUAACUGUCCGCUUAUCAUUGUGGAUCUUGUUCAGCACUUACUGCUGAGUGGAACCUUUCUGCCUCCCUUUGGUUCCCUGGGGAAUGUUUUGAUCAGCAGGAUUACAAGACCACUCCUUCUUCCUGUCUUAGAAAGAAAGCCUUUUCCUGUAUCUCAGAUGCCACAUGUUAGCUGUCUGCAUAGGAUUUCAUGGAAGAUGUCUGCAGAAAAUCCCUAAAGCUUAAAGUUUGUACCCCCCUUGGCAAGUGGAUCGAGUUUUCACGGUGCUAUGGUGCUAUGGUGCUAUGGUGCUAUGGUGCUUACGAUAUUCAUAUUUACGGUGCUCAAGGAGAUAAAGAAAAUAAUAUUCAACCCUGCUGCGCACCUUUGUUCCGAAAUAAUAAAACUACUGCACCCGU